Entelurus aequoreus (snake pipefish) is the source of this 2168-nucleotide messenger RNA. RefSeq lists its product as uncharacterized. Lineage: Eukaryota; Metazoa; Chordata; Actinopteri; Syngnathiformes; Syngnathidae. Gene Ontology annotation, molecular function: protein-disulfide reductase activity. The coding region runs from base 407 to 916 and encodes 169 amino acids. The transcript is spliced from 3 exons. The record is from RefSeq and is a predicted model, not a curated record.
UUGUGAGAACUACGCCUACCGGUUAGCUUCCGUUGUUCAGUCUGUAUGACUUUAUGUAACACCACGAGUCAAAGUAGGAAAAUAUCGAUUAUUUAAUAUUUUUUUAGGGUUAGUGUUUGUUUAUUGUUUACUCCAACCGCUGUUGAGGAUGAAUGUUGCUACACAGGUUCGCAUUAGUAUUCUUAGCUAGCACUCUUAGAUAGUUCGGUGCAUCUGACGCUACUUUUGUGAGCAUGCGCGGUUUUUGCUUGGCGGCGAGAAAUAAUUUUCCGUCAAAUCCUACGUGGGUGCUCGGCAUUGUCCGUGGGUGCUCGGGCCCGGAAGCUCACACGGGAUCGGCUCCUUGUGUUUCGGUGUCAUAAUUCAUUAGUCAGCUGUUUGAGUCCCACUCUAAUUCUAAGUACAAAUGUUUACCAACAUCAAACUUGGUGUUUUAGCUUUAGGCAGACUGCCUCCUAUUCAUUUCAGGACAAGUGUGGCAAAUGUUCUCUGCAGACAUCAUCGGAACCUCGCCUCUCAGUCCGGGGUCAAGGUGCUGUAUGAUGGACGUUGUCCCAUAUGUGUGAAGGAGAUUCAGGUCCUUCAGUUUCUGCAAAAAAACAAGCCCGACAAAGUGGACUUUGUCGAUAUCUCACUUCCAGGCUACGAUGGAUCCAAAUACAACGGGGUCAGCUAUGAGGCAGCCAUGGAGGAAAUGCAUGUGAUUGAUGAGAACAAUGAGGUUCAUCGGGGCGUCCCCGCGUUUGCAGUCAUGUAUGCCGCAGUGGGCCUGGACUUUUUGGGUCGCUUUAUGAUGUUGUCACCGGUGAGACCGUUGAUGGACAAGGCCUACGCUGUCUUUGCCAGGAAUCGCUUAAAGUGGACCGGACGCGGGGAGGAGUGCGCCACAGGACGUUGUGAAAAGAAAACGCCUUGACCCUUGGUGAAUAGAUAAAAUUCAGAAUCUAUAAACUACAUUUUGGGUUUUAGGUUUAUCAGGGACACAAAUGGACAAAAACACAGUCCGUUGCUUAACCCUCUGGGGACAUUCCAUUAUUAUUAGACAGGACAUAAAAGUCUAUAAGUCUUUGAGGGGUGUAAAACAAUUUUGGAUUCCUUUUUUUUUUUUGUUUACUUUUUUCUGAUCCAAUUUCUCAAACUUCAGUCCUAAAUCCUAAAGAUUUGUUUACCCUUUUGAAGGCUUUUUGAUCAGUUAAAUGUCACAUGUUUUUUGUAAAUUAUUUAAUAAAUGAAUCAGUUUGUUUAAUAUUUAAUUAAUUAGUAAAAUCAAAUUUAAUUAAUUAGUAAAAUCGCUAUAGUUAUGAAAAUAUAUACUAAUUGACUGUGACAUCGUUUCAUCUAAAGGGUAAAAUAAAAAUACAUGUUUGGUAAUAAUGUUCAGGGUUGAAGUUGAUUUCGGGAUUAGAGCAAAAAAAUGUCAAUCCAAACGUUUGUAUGACCCUUGAAAAAUGGAACAACUUUUAUUUCCCGCUUGGCUUUGGGGUAUUGUGGAAUAACUGCCAGUGUACUGUACACCUUUGAAAGAAUUGGACAUUGACAUUUUAAAAUUCAACAUGAAAACCCUCUCUAAGGAACAAUCAUGUAUAAUGGAGGAAUACCACAAAAUUGAUGUCCAAAAAUGUACUCAAAGGACUAAAAAGUCAGCCUUUGUCUCCUUAGGGUUAAGGGAGGUUUGCAGGGCCUGUCUAUGCAAAGUUCUUAAAGACGGGGGAAGAAACACCUAACUGUAGCUGUACAAUAACGGUUAUAUGGCUCUAGUCCAGUGGUCCCCAACCACCGGGCCGCGGCCCGGUACCGGUCCGUGGACCGAUUGGUACCGGGCCGCGGCCGCACAAAAAGUAAAAAAAUAAAUAAAUAAAAAUAUUUUAUUUUAUUUUUAAUUAAAUCAACAUAAAAAACACAAUAUAUACAUUAUAUAUCAAUAUAAAUCAAUACAGUCUGCAGGGAUACAGUCCGUAAGCACACAUGAUUGUAUUUCUUUAUGACCCGGUCCGUGGGACAAAUUUUCCAGCAUUGACCAAAGGUUGGGGACCACUGCUCUAGUCUAUGAAGAAGAAAAUAAAUUCAUGGGCAUUCAUGAGUCAGACAUAUUUCAUUUGUAAUUUGACUACUAACCAUAGUUUAUCAUCACUGUAUGUAAGAUGUUGCUUGAUCAGUUGACAUUAUUA